Messenger RNA from Astrephomene gubernaculifera, 2036 nucleotides. NCBI's taxonomy places the organism in Eukaryota, Viridiplantae, Chlorophyta, Chlorophyceae, Chlamydomonadales, Astrephomenaceae. The record is from the annotation of a GenBank genome assembly.
GAUUGAUUCGGCAAAAUUGCAAGGCUCGCUGCAGCAUUGCAUGAGCAUACAAUCUAAACUUGCCAUCCCAGCCCGCAUUGUGUGGUUUGUUACUGAAGUUGCUAUUGAGCCUGAUCUCUUGGCUAUUCAAGAAUGCCACUCAUCAAUGUUGUCGUUAACAAGGAGGCGGGCCUUGACGCCAAGAAAACGCUGGCGAAGGCCAUUACGGAGUUGUUCGCGGCGGAGUGCAGGGUCCCCGCUAGCCACGUUCAUGUUGUAAUUCUGGACAACCAGUUCAUCUCGUUUGGUGCGGAUUCUGAGAAGGCCGCUGCAUACAUCACGGUCAAGUCUAGCCAGCUGCAGAUCCUGCCCGAGGCGCGUCGUAGCCUGGUUUCGGAGAUCGUACCUGCCUUGAAGGCCGUCAUCCCAGAUCUAGACGGAUACCGCAUCAACACCUUCUUUGAGGACCUCCCGGUGGAGAACAUCGCCAUCGGACCCAACAUCGCCACCUUCUCCAAGCCAGGUGGCGGCCGGGGCAGCGCUGGCGGCGGCGGUGGCAGCAUCGGCGGUGCAUCGGACGUCUCUGCGCACUGAGCAUUGAGGAGAGGUGGAAGGGGAGGGAAGUGAGGGGGCUAGGGGUGGGUGGGGAAACGGAAGGGAAGGAUGGAUCUGGGCGUGGGAAUGCGAGCGUGACCCAUGGGUCGGCGUCUCUUGCCGCGCGGGCCGACAGUGCUGGAUCUCUGCAGAAGGGUUUUGGGCUGGUUGGUCUAUUAAAGAUGGAUUGGAGUGGAGCAGACACGCGGAAGCAGGAUGGCGGGUGGUGAUAUGACCCUUGGGUCAGCCAUGAUGGUGGGAGGGAAGAUAAAAUUAGUCAUCAACAGGAGUUGGCUUACAGUGUGUUCCGUGUCAAAGCGCAGGUAUGGGUUUGGCUGAACGUGACCUUGAAGCAGGUGCAAGGGGUUUGUCAUACCUCAGUUGCAUGCAAGCAGCUGAAGCAAUGUGCAGGCAUCAUUCGCUGCUGUUGCUACAGCCGCAGCGUUGCAGGUCGCUGCAUGCAACUUCUUCGUUUCAUCACCCGAUGUUGCAAAGUAGUAAGAAGUUCCAAAGUUAGCAGUGUAGGCGUGCGCUAUGCUCUUGGGCAUGCAUCGCCUGAGCCAACGCUUUUAGCAAGUUGUAGUACCUACAAAAAAUAGGAGGGGGGAGGAAUGAUGCGUGGGUGGCAGUAGGUAUGUGCAGGUAUGUGCGUGAAGGGGGACCUUGGUGGAGGAGGAGGGAGGAGGACACGGUCUGUGUGGGUGUGUGGGAAGGGUUUGGGCAGUUUGGGAGGUCUUUCUGAUGGUAUCAUGGAAGCGCAUUUACGCGUGUGGGUUUGUUGGAUUGAGGAGCCAAUGCUUCCUGAAUUGUUUCCCCGAGGAAAGGUGCAUCGAGGUGCAUGUUUAGGGCCCUUUAGGGCAGGGGUUUAGACGGGGGUUUAGGUAGGGGUGCAUGCUAAACCUUAGGUUAUCAGGUAUGUGGCUGUGCUCUUGUGUGUUUUUCUGCAUGGUUGGAACUUCCAUGUUGGCCUGCAGGGUCAAUGUUCCUACUCCAACCUUAAUCCUAGUACGCAUGUCAUGUCAUGGCAUGGCAUGCAUUCCGAUGUCCCAGUAUGUGCCCUGGGCUGGGUUGGGAGGCGUCAGGUUGCACGCAACAGCGCUAAACAGGCAUACACAAGACUGAUGUAAGCCAAAGGUCAUCACAUUUGGCUUUCAAGAAUAGAGGGAAGUGGGUGGAAUCGGGUGGUUCGUACGGUAUCUCUGUCGUACAUGUAAUGCAAUUGUGCACGGCAUCUUUUGUGUUAGGGAAACUGGCCGCGAAUCCGCUGUGUUCGUCCUGCUAAUGUCAUUUUGGGGAAACCAACUUGUGUCGUCUAGUGCUGCUUUCCGUGUUCUCGCCGUGUUGUAAACCCAAAGGGCUGGUGUUAGGUCCCGCGGUUAUUACCCAUAAGACAGCUGGUGCCUUGCGGUUGGCACCCCAAGGCACAUAAAUGAAAUCCUUAAAAUCCCCCCUGAAAAUCGCUC